AUGUCUUCUCAUGGAACAGACUUUAUGGGUGAUAUAACACCCGUGGCACAGUGUUCUGCUGCCAAAGAAUUGGCCAUAAAAAAACUAGUGUACGUUUAUCUGAUGCGCUAUGCAGAGGAACAGCAGGACCUGGCAUUGUUGUCCAUCAGCACUUUUCAGCGAGCUCUAAAGGAUCCUAAUCAGUUAAUCCGUGCAAGUGCUUUGAGAGUUUUAUCUAGUAUUCGUGUACCAAUUAUUGUUCCUAUUAUGAUGCUUGCUAUUAAAGAAGCUUCUGCCGAUUUAUCUCCUUACGUUAGAAAAAAUGCAGCCCAUGCGAUCCAAAAACUGUAUAGUCUUGAUCCAGAGCAAAAGGAAAUGUUAAUUGAAGUGAUAGAAAAGCUUCUGAAAGAUAAAAGUACGCUGGUAGCUGGGAGUGUGGUUAUGGCAUUUGAAGAAGUGUGCCCGGAUAGAAUAGAUCUGAUUCAUAAGAACUAUCGAAAGCUGUGUAAUUUGUUGGUUGAUGUGGAGGAGUGGGGACAAGUUGUUAUUAUCCACAUGCUAACUCGAUAUUCACGUACACAAUUUGUGAGUCCUUGGAAGGAGGAUGGUGUUUUGGAAGAGGGCAAUGAGAAGGAUUUCUAUGAGUCUGAUGAAGAACAGAGAGAAAAAGAUCAGAAAGUGAAGAAACCCUAUGCUAUGGAUCCAGACCAUAGAUUGCUGAUACGAAAUACAAAGCCCUUAUUGCAAAGCCGGAAUGCAGCUGUGGUGAUGGCAGUUGCCCAGCUUUACUGGCACUUGGCACCGAAGUCUGAAGCUGGCAUUGUUUCUAAAUCCUUAGUGCGUUUACUUCGUAGCAAUAGGGAAGUGCAGUAUAUUGUUCUGCAGAAUAUUGCAACUAUGUCAAUUCAAAGAAAGGGGAUGUUUGAACCUUACCUGAAGAGUUUCUAUGUUAGGUCAACUGAUCCAACAAUGAUCAAAACAUCAAAGCUUGAAAUCUUGACAAAUUUAGCAAAUGAGGCCAACAUAUCAACACUACUUCGAGAAUUUCAGACCUAUGUGAAAAGCCAAGAUAAACAAUUUGCUGCAGCUACAAUUCAGGCUAUAGGCAGAUGUGCAACCAACAUCUCAGAAGUGACUGACACAUGCCUUAAUGGCCUAGUGUGCUUGUUGUCCAACAGGGAUGAAAUAGUAGUUGCUGAAAGUGUAGUUGUCAUUAAGAAACUGCUACAAACACAGCCUGCACACCAUGGUGAAAUUAUUAAACAUAUGGCAAAGCUCUUGGACACUAUUACU
This is a messenger RNA of Chelonoidis abingdonii (Abingdon island giant tortoise), 1272 nucleotides long. Lineage: Eukaryota; Metazoa; Chordata; Testudines; Testudinidae. The record is from RefSeq and is a predicted model, not a curated record.